GAGCGAGUCCAGUGCCAGUGCGCUCCCGCCAGGCAGGCGCAGCAGGCAGCCCUUCAUCCACCCAGAGAACCUCUCUUUGGACUCCAGUGGCUUUUCUUCUCCACCUGUGAAUUUCCUUCAAGAAUUGCCAAGCUAUCGGUCCAUUGCACGCAGGAGGACGACCAUUCUUUCCCGAGACAAGCAAAGCGGCACUUUGCUGAAGCCGACAGACUCGUACAGCUCCCAGCUGGAGGGAGGAAUCACCGAAAACCUCAAUAGCCAGUCGAUUCGGAAGUAUGCACUGAACAUCUCUGAGAAGCGGAGGCUAAGGAACAUUCAGGAGACCCAAAUGAAGUAUUUAUCUGAGUGGGACCAGUGGAAACGGUAUAGCAGCAAGUCUUGGAAGAGGUUCAUAGGGAAGGCUCGUGAGAUGACCACCCACUUGGAGCUGUGGCGGGAGGACAUUCGCAGCAUAGAAGGGAAAUUUGGCACUGGGAUUCAGUCCUAUUUCUCCUUCUUGCGGUUUCUUGUGUUGCUGAAUUUGGUGAUAUUUCUGAUCAUCUUUAUGCUGGUUUUGCUCCCGGUCUUGCUCACCAAAUACAACAUCACCAACAGCACUUUUGUGGUCAUUCCGUCCCAAGACACGGAUGUUCAAUGCACAGUUUAUCCAAUAAGUAGCUCUGGACUCAUUUACUUUUAUAGUUAUGUCAUAGACUUGCUCUCUGGCACUGGUUUCUUGGAGGAGACCUGCCUCUUUUAUGGACAUUACACCAUUGAUGGAGUAAAAUUUCAAAACUUCACCUAUGAUCUGCCCCUGGCUUAUUUGUUAAGCACAAUUGCCUACCUGGCCCUGAGCCUUCUUUGGAUAGUGAAAAGGUCGGUGGAAGGGUUCAAAAUCAACCUGAUCCGGAGUGAGGAGCACUUCCAGAGUUACUGCAACAAGAUCUUUGCCGGCUGGGACUUCUGCAUCACCAACCGAGGCAUGGCGGACCUGAAGCACAGCAGCCUGCGGUACGAGCUCCGAGCAGAUCUGGAAGAAGAAAGAAUACGGCAGAAGAUAGCAGAAAGAACAUCAGAAGAGACGAUACGGAUUUACUCUCUGAGACUGUUUUUGAACUGUAUUGUUCUGGCCGUUUUAGCCGCAUGCUUUUAUGCAAUCUACAGAGCGACAAUAUUCUCACAGGAGCACAUGAAAAAAGAAAUUGACAAGAUGGUUUUUGGAGAGAACCUUUUGAUAUUGUACCUGCCUUCUAUUGUGAUUACGCUGGCCAAUUUUAUCACCCCAAUGAUCUUUGCCAAGAUCAUCCACUAUGAGGAUUAUUCCCCAGGCUUUGAGAUCCGGCUGACAAUACUUAGGUGUGUCUUUAUGCGGCUGGCUACCAUCUGUGUGCUGGUGUUCACCCUGGGUUCCAAGAUUACAUCCUGUGAUAACUACUCCUGUGAGCUCUGUGGCUACAACCAGAAACUCUACCCGUGCUGGGAGACCCAAGUUGGGCAGGAAAUGUACAAGCUGAUGAUCUUUGACCUCAUCAUCAUCUUGGCUGUGACGCUUUUUGUGGAUUUUCCCAGAAAGCUCCUGGUGACCUACUGUUCCUCUUGGAAGCUGAUUCAGUGCUGGGGACAGCAGGAAUUUGCCAUUCCUGAUAACGUUCUGGGGAUCGUCUAUGGGCAAACCAUUUGCUGGAUUGGAGCGUUUUUCUCACCUCUUCUCCCUGCAAUUGCAACCUUGAAAUUCAUUAUCAUCUUUUAUGUGAAAGAGAUGAGUCUUCUUUAUACCUGCAGACCCUCCCCAAGGCAGUUCAGAGCAUCCAAUUCUAAUUUCUUCUUCCUGUUGGUGUUGUUGAUUGGGCUUUGUUUGGCCAUAAUACCUCUGACAAUCAGCAUGGCACGCAUCUCUUCCUCGAAAGCCUGUGGGCCAUUCACCAACUUCAACACCACCUGGGAGGUGGUCCCCAAGACAGUGAGCACCUUUCCCAGCUCACUGCAGUCCCUGGUCUAUGGCGUCACAUCGGAAGCCUUUGCAGUGCCUUUUUUCAUGAUCAUCUGCCUCAUCAUGUUUUACUUCAUCGCCCUGGCCGGAGCACACAAGCGGGUGGUGGUCCAGCUCCGAGAGCAGCUAUCCCUGGAAAGUCGUGACAAGCGCUACCUGAUCCAGAAACUAACAGAAGCCCAGAAGGAUAUAAAGAACAGACUGGACUGGCAGUGAGGAUCCUUCCACGUGCUGCUCAUAAGCUGACCUGGUGACCUGCCGAGCCUACAGAGUCCACCUGGGUUUGGAGCAGAACUUUUAAAAUACAUUUUUCUGGAGUUCA
Molecule: messenger RNA, 2291 nt
Organism: Callorhinus ursinus (northern fur seal)
Lineage: Eukaryota; Metazoa; Chordata; Mammalia; Carnivora; Otariidae
Gene: TMC7
Product: transmembrane channel like 7
Cellular component (GO): plasma membrane
Molecular function (GO): mechanosensitive monoatomic ion channel activity
Source: RefSeq, a predicted model, not a curated record